Messenger RNA from Didymodactylos carnosus, 875 nucleotides. The record is from the annotation of a GenBank genome assembly. NCBI's taxonomy places the organism in Eukaryota, Metazoa, Rotifera, Eurotatoria, Philodinida, Philodinidae.
AAUAGCAAUCUCGAAUAACUCUAAAAAUUUUGCCACUAGUGCUGGUGAUUCUUCUGUACGUUUAUAUAAUACAAGAACAGCAGAAUUAUUAUUUAGAUUAUCUGGACAUAAAAAUCCAUGUGAUUGCCUAAAAUUUUCAACAGAUAGUAGAUUUUUGGCUAGUGGUGGAUGGGAUCACAAAACUAUUUUAUGGAAUGUGUUGACUGGAGAAAUACUACAAUGUUUUCAAGAUCAUUCAAGUUCAGUGGAAUCUAUUGCGUUUCAUCCAGUUUUAAAUCUAAUGGCAACUGGAUCACAUGAUCACACGGUAUUUAUUUACAAUCUACAACAACCAAUUGAAAAACCACUUCGACUACGCGGACAUUUCUCUAACGUAAGAGCGUUAGCAUUUUCAACAGAAGGUUACCUGGCUUCUGCCAGCUGGGAUCGAAUGAUUAUUAUUUGGAAAUAUGAUACUGGUCAUUUAAAAAUGCGUCUACUAGGUCAUAUGGGUUGGAUUCAAGACAUAGCUUUCGCUAUCGAUGGUAUUAUGUUAGCAUCUAUAGCAGAUGAUGAUACUAUUAGAUUGUGGAACGUAACAACAGGAUCAUGUUUAGCCGUUCUAUAUCAGACGCUAACAGAUUUAUCAUGUUAUGUUCGCUUUCUUCCAUGUGGUAAACUUUUAGCUGGUGGCGCCGUGUAUCAAUUACAUGCGCUACAAUCUUUACCCAAAUCCCAAAAAUGGACCACGAUUAAUAAAGUACGCGACAUUAUCAUGGAAGAUGGUACGAAUAAACUGGCGAAAAUUAGGUUUCCUCCAUCAAUCGAACGUAAAAGAAGUGCAAUCGUUAAUCUUCCAAAAGUAAAACAACGUGCUCAAACCCAUCAUUCACUAA